Messenger RNA from Drechmeria coniospora, 1260 nucleotides. RefSeq lists its product as uncharacterized. Gene Ontology annotation, cellular component: perinuclear region of cytoplasm; nucleus; cytosol. Lineage: Eukaryota; Fungi; Ascomycota; Sordariomycetes; Hypocreales; Ophiocordycipitaceae. Gene Ontology annotation, molecular function: GTPase activator activity; small GTPase binding. The record is from RefSeq and is a predicted model, not a curated record. The transcript is spliced from 2 exons. Gene Ontology annotation, biological process: nucleocytoplasmic transport; activation of GTPase activity. Bases 1 to 1260 code for a protein of 419 amino acids.
AUGCUUGACACCAGCAAGGUCUUCUCCCUCGAAGGGAAGGGUCUGAAGCUCGACACGGCCGCCGAUGUCGAGGCCCAUAUCGCCGAUCUCCGUGCCAACGACGUCGAGGAGGUCCGUCUGCUCGGAAACACGCUCGGCGUCGAAGCGUGCAAGCUGCUAGGCGAAGUCCUGGCCACGAAGAAGAACCUCAAGGUUGCCAACCUUGCCGAUAUUUUCACGGGAAGACUCCUGUCCGAAAUCCCCGAUGCCCUGUCGUCGCUUCUUACCUCGAUCCUGAACCUGCCGAAACUCAACACCAUCAACCUCAACGACAACGCGUUCGGUCUCAACACGCAGGCACCACUGGUCGCCUUCCUCGCCGCUCACGUUCCCCUUCAACACCUCUACCUCAACAACAACGGGCUCGGGCCCCACGCCGGCAUCCUCAUCGCCGACUCCCUCUCCGAGCUUCAUGCGAAGAAGGAGGCGGCUCGGAAGCAGGGCCAGACGGUGCCUGAUCUCGAGACGGUCAUCUGCGGACGAAACCGGCUGGAGAACGGCAGCAUGACGGCAUGGGCCAAGACGUUUCGGCUGCACAGCAAGGUCAAGGAGAUCAAGAUGGUCCAGAACGGCAUCCGGCAGGAGGGCAUCGCUCACCUCCUCAGCGAGGGUCUCAACCAAGCGACGGAGCUGCGAGUUCUCGACUUGCAGGACAACACCUUCACACUCACCGGCGCCAAGGCUCUGGCCAAAGUGACCCCGACCUGGACCCUCAUUCGCGAGCUCGGCAUCGGAGACUCCCUGCUGGGCGCCAAGGGUGGUGUCCUGCUGUCGGCGGCCCUCGGGCGAGGCAAGAACGUUCAGCUCGAGGUGCUGCGGUUGCAAUACAAUGACAUCACGGCAGUAGGUGUCAAGGGCUUCGCUGCCGCUGCCAAGAGUGCCUUGCCGGCGCUGAAGCGAAUCGAGCUCAACGGAAACAAGUUCUCCGAGGAAGACGACUCGAUCCUUGCCCUCCAGGAGCUGCUCGACGAGCGCAAGGAGAACUUUGCCGGUGAUGUUAUUCUGGAGGAUGAGUGGGGUGUCGACAGCCUCAGCGAUCUCGAGGAGGAGGAUAGCGAGGAGGAGGAGGAGGAGGAGGAGGAGGAAGAGGAAAUCGAGCCCGAGGAGCGGGCUGAGAAGCUCGUCAAGGAGGCCGAGGAGGCUCAAGAAGAACCCGUCGUGCAGGUCAAGGACAAGGAGGUGGAGGAUUUGGCUAAGAAACUGGAGAAGACGGAUAUCUAG